Fonsecaea multimorphosa CBS 102226 is the source of this 624-nucleotide messenger RNA. RefSeq lists its product as uncharacterized. The coding region runs from base 1 to 624 and encodes 207 amino acids. Gene Ontology annotation, molecular function: hydrolase activity. The transcript is spliced from 2 exons. NCBI's taxonomy places the organism in Eukaryota, Fungi, Ascomycota, Eurotiomycetes, Chaetothyriales, Herpotrichiellaceae. The record is from RefSeq and is a predicted model, not a curated record.
AUGAUAAUUCAUGACCUCUUCGGAUGGACAUUUCGGAACACUCGACUACUAGCUGAUCACUACGCAAAGGAAGCAGACGCUACAGUCUACGUUCCAGACUUCUUCGGAGGGGAAGUUCUCCCCGUGGACAUUAUCCUGGAUCCCAAGGAGUGGGACAAACUCGAUCUGCCUAACUUUGAGAAACGAAACAGUAAAGCCACGCGAACUCCCGAGAUCUUCGAAUCUGCGAAAGAGCUGAAGUCGCGACAUGAACGGGUGGGUGCGAUUGGAUUUUGCUUUGGGGGGUGGGGUGCAUUCCGCCUUGCUGGACAGGGCAAGGACUUGAUUGAUUGCAUAUCCGCAGCCCAUCCUACCGAUAUCGAGAAAGAAGAGAUACGCAACGUCAGAGUUCCCGUGCAAAUCAUUGCACCCGAGUUUGAUCCCAAAUUCACGCCCGAGUUGAAGGCUUUCAGCAAUACGACCAUUCCUACGUUGAAUGUUCCCUACGACUACCAAUUCUUCCCAGGACUAGCUCACGCGUUCGCCAUUCGAGGAGACCCACAGAAUCCUUCCGAGAGGAAGGGGAUGGAACGAGCAAAAGAUGCUGCAGUGUACUGGUUUCGUCUAUGGUUGCACACGCAAUGA